This is a messenger RNA of Opisthorchis viverrini, 999 nucleotides long. RefSeq lists its product as hypothetical. NCBI's taxonomy places the organism in Eukaryota, Metazoa, Platyhelminthes, Trematoda, Opisthorchiida, Opisthorchiidae. The record is from RefSeq and is a predicted model, not a curated record. The transcript has a single exon. The coding region runs from base 1 to 999 and encodes 332 amino acids.
AUGCUCGUCGGAACGCUUGGAAUAGCGAACUGCAUUGCCGGUCUGAUCGGAAAUACUCUGUGGUUUCUCUACUUGGUUGGAAGCUGGUUUUGUGCGACAGGUCAAGAGCGACAAGUUGACGGUAGUCAGGGGAGCAACCAGGGUGGAGUGAGUUGGCCACGAUGUCCUUUGCGUCCUUCGACCAGACUCUUCAUGAUUUCAAUGUUCAUCAACAACCUGAUCGGAUUGUACACCAGCAAUCUUCGCUAUUCCCUGUUUCUCCUGGUUACAAAAGAUGUAUGUUUUAUCGGGGGGUGUAUGGGCUGUCGUAUACACUUAUACAUAUCCGCCAUUACCACCGACCUGUCCACAUGGCACGUUGUCUGUCUGUGUUGUGAAAGAUUCUUCCUGGCACUGUUCCCCCAAUCCAACUAUGCACGCGACCGUGAACGCAUUCGAACGACUUUGCUUAUAAUUUUUGCAAUGUACAGUGGGAGCAUGUUGGCUGAGAUGAGCUAUCUGUUCCCACAGGAACUUGUAUGCCAUCCGACGUAUAGAAGCAUGUACUUGAGCGUGUUUAGAUUAUGCUUCGCUGCGAUUGUCCCUGGUCUAUUGAUCUUGACUACCACUAUUGGUGUUACUGUCAUUUUGUUCAAGAGAGCCAGGCAGAUGGAUCAGUCAAUCAAAGGAUGGUUGGCCAGUAACAAACUACCAGAGGGAGCUCUGGCCCUAAAUCUACUCUUGUUCAUAUCGGUCGUGGCUUCGUCCAUUCGGUUGGUUCUCUUGUUAGUUGUUUUGGUCAAUCCGAUGUCAUGCUCGCGCGUCACUGUCAAUGUUGAUGGAUUAGACGGGAGUUCUAUUUGCUCCUUUGCGAUCGUUUUCUACUGGACUGCCUGCUGUCUGUGCUCUCUCAUUCUAAUGGCUAGUUCCAAACGCAUACUGGACGAUACGGAGAAGAUAUUGCUUGUCAUAUCCUCCUACAUAACCAGAAGUCGAUCCGUUUGUACGCAGACGCCGUAG